Mercenaria mercenaria is the source of this 483-nucleotide messenger RNA. RefSeq lists its product as uncharacterized. NCBI's taxonomy places the organism in Eukaryota, Metazoa, Mollusca, Bivalvia, Venerida, Veneridae. The transcript is spliced from 2 exons. The record is from RefSeq and is a predicted model, not a curated record. Bases 1 to 483 code for a protein of 160 amino acids.
AUGUAUGGUUAUAAUUCACGCGAGUCACCUCAAGGAAAUCUUAAUAAUGACCUGGUGACGAACAGAAAUCUGAUUAUCUUCCCUGUGACUGGCAUUGAGGCGUGGCGAAUGAAGGCGUUAAGUGAUACUGCAUUCACCACCACCUACAACACUACCACCUCCACUAUCACCCCCUCACCACCACCGCUUUCUACAACACCACUUCCACCACUACCUCCGCUACCACCACCUCUACUACAACCAAAACAACCUCCAACACCACCACAACUAUCUCCGCCACAUUCAGCACCACCUCCACCAACACCACCUCCACCAAAACCACCACCACCACCACCUUCAACACCACCAGUCCACUACCACCACCAUCUUCAAUACCACCAUCUCCGCAACUUCACCAACUUCACCACCACCAUUACGUCCACCACCUCCACCACCACCACCUCCACCAGAACACCACCUCCACCACCUUCACAAUCAUCUUAA